Cucumis melo (muskmelon) is the source of this 1326-nucleotide messenger RNA. RefSeq lists its product as uncharacterized. Lineage: Eukaryota; Viridiplantae; Streptophyta; Magnoliopsida; Cucurbitales; Cucurbitaceae. The transcript is spliced from 7 exons. The record is from RefSeq and is a predicted model, not a curated record. The coding region runs from base 232 to 1125 and encodes 297 amino acids.
CCGAAGUUGAACAACCGAAAAUCGGCAUUCGUCGUCUUCUUCUUCUUUUUCUUCAAUUCAAUCUGGUUUUUCAGUUGAAGUUGUUCGAUUUUUUUAUUUGAUCCGGUUCCAACCAGAUUCUGUUAACAAGAUCCUUGUAAGAAUUCCAAAGUUGAUGUCAUUUCUGUAGCGAAGAACUCUUCUUCCACCAUUGUUGAAUCCUGAACCCCGAGAGCUUCGUGAGUGAAGAAGAUGAAGCAAUUAGUGAGUGUUGUUUUAGUGAUUUUCAUCAUUGGUUUAAUACCGACGUUUGAGUGUUCGAAGAAGCCAUCAGCUGCUGCUAGAAAAGAGGAUAUUCCGUACAUCAAAUGCCAAGUCUGCGAGAAGCUUGCUGCGGAGUUGUAUCACCAAGUUGAGAAGAAACAAGCUGAGAUUGCUCCCAAGAAGAUCUCGGAGUAUCAAAUUAUCGAAAUAGCUGAGAAUGUUUGUAAUCUGAAGAAGGCAGAAGCUGAUUGGAUCUUACAGAUCGACAUUGUUGAACAAGGUGAUAAGUUGGAGCUAGUGGAUCAGAACACUGAAGGACAAUGCAAUUCAGAGUGCAAGACGAUUGAACGUGCAUGUCAAGAGGUCAUGGGAUAUUCUGAUACCGAUGUUGCUGAAUACUUGUAUAGCUCCAAACCAAAGAUUGAUUCUUUGGUUAACUAUCUGUGCAAGGACCUCACCAAAUCGUGCACUACUAAGCCGCCUCCAGUUCCUAAGGAUAGGACUCCAGGUGAGCCCUUUGUGGCCAAGUCAUCUAAAGAAGCUGAAAUGGAAAAGAUGAUGAGAUCCAUGGAGGGAAUGCCAGGAGCACCUGGAAUGAAAAUGUAUUCAAGAGAUGAUUUAAUGAACAUGAAGAAUUUCGGAGGUGAAGAUGAUGAUGAAGACGAAGAAGAAGAAGAUAACUUCCCCUCUAAUUUGGGCAAAGUUUUGAGGGAGAAAGAGAGGAAGAACAAUGAUUGGAAAAAUAGAAUCACUAAAGGAGUUUCUAAGGCAGGGGAAGCACUAAAACAACAUGCUUAUAAAGUUUCCAACAAAGUAAGGCAUUGGUGGAGAGCAAAGACUGGAGGCUUAAAAAGUUCAAAGCCAACAAAACAAGAACUUUGAAGUAUCUUCCUUUAACACUACAAAUAGUUUUCAUUUGUAUUUGCAUCUCCCUAAUAGGAAGUUAGCUAGUAAAUUUGAUAGCAAAUACUGGAGAGUUGUGGUUUAAAUCAAUCCUUGUUCUGAAAUUUUGUGGUUCUUUUCAGUUAUACUGAGGAAAAACUAAGACUUUGCUAAUGGAAGAGUUGUUCUGUUUUUGUUUUC